Molecule: messenger RNA, 969 nt
Organism: Alternaria burnsii
Lineage: Eukaryota; Fungi; Ascomycota; Dothideomycetes; Pleosporales; Pleosporaceae
Exons: 3
Coding region: 1-969 (322 amino acids)
Molecular function (GO): zinc ion binding
Source: RefSeq, a predicted model, not a curated record
AUGCCUGCGGUAUCUAGUCACGGAUUCGUGCGCACGCUUGAAGCGCGAGAAUGGAGGGAUACAGUUGGUCAGUCUGGCAUGACACCGACGGCUUUUAGUUUUCUGAUUCCCGUCUUCGUUGUCGCUAUUGUGGCGCCGUUUUUGUGUAUAUUCUGUAUCCGGAAAAGACGGCAAGCCGUCCCUGUUCCAGCGCGCCCACCACCUAAGACGAAGAAGCCGGCACUUAGACGUGCGGAAGCAAGAGAGAAAUUGACCGAAGUCACCGAAGUAGUGAGCCUUUCCGGAACCACAUCUCGACAAAGCCAUGAUGGCGCAGAGAACGACGAGGGGAGAUUGGAAGUGGUAGAGUCGCGCUCGGUUUUAGAACGAGAAUGCGCAAUAUGUCUUUCCACUCUUCACGCUCCCGCCCCACCCGAACCCGCCAAACUUUUCCCAGAGACCCCAAUAACCGAUGAUGCCGCUCUGCCCGCCUCCCUUCCACAAUCCGACUCCCUUGACCCAUCAGCCACAACCACCAAUACACCCGGAAAUGAAACCAUCCUCAAGCUCUCCGUCUGCGGUCACGAAUUCCAUGCAGAUUGUUUAGUCUCUUGGUUCGUUUUGCGCAAAACAAGCUGUCCGAUAUGCCGAUCCACGUAUAUGAGCAAGGAAGCCAUGGAGCAGCAUGAUGAGGAAGAAAGGAUAGCUUUAGGUGGAGAUGUGACGCCCGCGGUGUUGGAAGCCGGAACUGCGGACCAUUCCCAGGCAGUGCCAGUAAGCAACUGGCGUUACUUCCUGCAUGGAAGUGGCAUAAGGAGACACCAAGAGACACAGGCACAGGCACAAACUCAGCCUGCAGUGGAGCUACAGAACCGCACUCCACAGACGGUAGAGCAGCAUGGGGCUGAUGCUGCAGUAGCAGCAGAGGCGGCAGUGCAGCAGCCAGAGCAGCCUUCUAGGCCAAGAUGGCGGAGGUUGUUGAGAAUGUGA